UACCUCGGAGCCAAACAAAAAAUGAGUAUUUUUGUGGCGAUUUAUCAUUCAGUUUACGUCCGCUACAACAGAGCCCUCCAUCGAAAACCCCCGACUCAAAAUGGCUGUCAGUGACUUACUAUGCCGACUCCGCCUUCGUACAUCUAUCCUUAUAUGUGAGCUUCAUGAGUCCGCUGUUUAUUUAUUUCCACCAAUAGGUGUCAGUGUUGUCACAAUCACCUAUCGCAUCAAACGAAGAAAACAAACAUGGCGUCCAUCAGCAGUGAACAGUGGAACGAAAUCUGCGAAAAAUUUACCAACGCCCAAAACCUAACAGAUGUCAAAUCUCGAAACGACCCUAAAAAUGACCCUUUUCGCUCCAAGUACAAGGCCAGAGACCUCCUCCGGGAGAUACACUGCUCGCUGAAGAGUUUUGAGGUCGGUGACGGGGAGGAAGACGGCGGUGCGCAGGGCGGCGACCAGCGGUCUAGCGAGCAGCCGGUGGACGGUCAGCUGGAGGAAAUGUUCGAGCGGGGCUUCGGCGGCGAUUCGCCCACCGGGCAGAGGACCGCGAGGCUGGCGGCGGUGGAAUAUUACCUCGGUGUGAACCAUGUGGACACGGAAGAGCUGUCGGCCGGCGAAGAGUGUUUAAUGAACUGUAUGAAAUUAUUGGAGAAAUGCAGAGUGUCAACCGAGAAUGUGUCGUUAUUCAUUCAUGCCCGGAACCAGCUGGGCAUCCUGUGGGCAGGUCGGGAUGAGACUGAAAUGGCACAAGGAUUCUUAGAGACGGCUGAGGCCAUCUACUUGCGCUACAUGAAGGAGGAUGGAAGUCCCCCCACUGAUUUGGUGGAGUAUUUCACUACCAAUGAAAAGAUGUUGACACAUCAAGAAAAGAACAAAAAGUUUGAGCUAGCCUAUACACACACUAUGUAUUACCUUGCUCAGGUCUACCAAAACCUUGGUCAAACUGAGCGAGCUGCCACCUAUUGCCACAGCACCCUGCAGAGACAGCUGCAGUUGAAUCAGUUCAGUCCGAUGGAGUGGGCUCUGAACGCUGCUACACUUUCACAGUAUUACAUAACAAAGGGGAGAUACAUGGAGGGCAGACACUGUCUUUCAGCAGCUACAGUCAUAUCUGGUUUAGCGGGAGAAGUUCCCUCAGAGGCUGCAGCUCAAGAGAGUGAGAUCGAGAGCGAGCGACGGGAUCAGCUGAGGCAGAAGCGAGCUGAGAUUGCGAGAUGCUGGAUUAAGUACUGUCUCAUCCUCCUCGAGGAUGCCAAAAAAGCGCUCGAGGAUAACAUUGGGGAGCUGGAUACUGAUCUUCAAGAAGAGUUAAAGAGGAAGAGGAGGCUUGAGUUGGAGGAAGAAGAAAAGGGCAGAAAGAGCGCUCUACUGUUUGGGUCUGAGGAUACAUUUGACUCCAUUGCAAGUCUGGAGGAGAAGGUAAGCUGCUUGCUUCCGCUGGACUUUACCGAGGCCAGGAAUGUUUUUCUGGUGGGACAGAACUAUGUCACACAGGCAAAGGAGUACUUCCUGAUGGACGGCUAUGUGACUGAUCACAUUGAAAUCCUGCAAGAUCACAGCGCCCUCUUCAGGAUUUUGGCCUUCUUUGAAGAGGACAUCGAGCGACGCUGCAAAAUGCACAAACGACGCGUCGACAUGUUGGAGACUAUCUGUCUCGAGCUGAACUCCCAGUACUACCUCAUGAUCCGCAGACAGUUGAUGUAUGAGCUGGCUGACACAUACAAUGAAAUGAUGGACCUGAAACUGACACUGGCAAACAGACAAGCUGACACACAGUCUCUGGAUAAUCACACCAUUAAGAAAUUCAACAGCCUCUGCUCUGCCGCCACUAAGUACUACCAGAUGUUCCUGGACUCUCUGCGCUCUCCUGAUGGGAAGUUUCCGACGCACCUGGAGGAGGAGGUGCUCAGGCCGGCCCUGGUGGCCCGUUUCAGAGUGGCCCGACUGCACAGCCGACUGAUUUCAUCUCUCCCACAUACGCAGCUGGACAACCUCAACAACUCGCUGGAAAACUACAAAUACGUAGUGGAGUACUGCGAGGCCCAUCCCGAGGCCGCUGCGGCCGUGGAGUCGGAAUUGGAGUUGAGUAAGGAGAUGGUGGGCCUGCUUCCUCUCAAAAUCAACCGCCUCAAAGCCAGGAUGGCUGCUAACAACUGAAUUCUGCCCAUUUGAAAUUUAACAUUCUUUGGUAAUGCCGUGUGUGCAUGCUAUGUGCAGUCUGCUGUAUGGUCACGUUCAAAGAAUACACAUUCCCUUCAAUACAACCUUGUACAGAUGUACAUUUAAAGGAGACGUAUGGUAUAAUGAAAAGCAGACUUUUCAACAUAUUGUUUUUUUCCUUUGAUGAAUAAUACCAAUGAUUAACUUUUGCAAUUCACAGUGCGGUUUAACAAUAUACGUUAAAGCUAUGUUUAAUGUAUAGAAUGUUAUUUAAGUCAUCUUUUGUUUUCAUGGUGGUCACGGGGUAUUAACUCAUUCACUGCCAAUGACGGCGAUAGACGUCAAAUAUAUUUAUACUGGGAUGGCUUGCAGUGGCAUUGAAUGAACAUGCUUCAUGACCAUAAACGGCGAUAAUCCUCCAAUGGAUUGGACGUCUAUCGCCGUCGAUGGCAGCCAAUGAAUUUAACCCUUAAUGCCUGAAUUCACAUAUAGCAGAUAUACAUAAAGCAUUGGAGGAAUACAUAAGUACAUAAAAAUAGUAUUAAUGUAAAAUACUAAAUAUAUAAAAUUAAAAAAUGCUGCUAAAAACGAGGAAACUUAAAAAAAAAAAAAAACAAUCCUUAGAAGAUGAGAAAUAUAAGUAAAUAUAGAACAUUACAAAUAAAGAAAAUAUCUUUAUUUUUAAAUUUAGCUUUUCAACAAUUUCAUUUUUCCCAAAAAAUAUUUAAAAUACACUUUAAAUUUUCUCUUUUUUUCAUACCUUUUUUUUAAAAGUCGUUUUUCUCAUUUUUUGGGUAUAUUUUUCAAUGUAUUUUUCUAUAUUUGUGUGUGUGUAUAUAUAUUUUUGAUUAUUUUAUUUUUUUUCAUGGACUUACGUAUGUAUUCCCAUAAUGCUUAUAAUGUAUAUUUGUCAAAUGUAAAUUCAGGCAUUAAGGGGUUAAUGGUGGAAAAGCCUUCCUGUAUGAAAAUGAAGAGACCCACCACGAGUGCCACAAGAUGCCCAAAGGAUUUUGUCUUCAUCUCUUCCAAAUAACCUGGAAUACUGUGAGGGUCUUAGCAUAGCUGCGCAGUCACACCAGUCUAUAACGGUCGUUCGUUAGGUUGUUUCUCUGUUUUCCUAGUUCUGUCUUGUAAAUGGUAAUAUACCAAAGUGAGUAUGUGAUAAAUGUAAAAACCAUUUAUUUAAAGCCGUUACGCUUCAUCUGUCCCUGUCAAUGGCAGCCAAUGCGUUUUUUAUGCACCCUUCCCAAUACACUUUGAAUUAAAAGUGCAUUAGUAGUGUAUGUCCUCGGUCAUGCGUGAAGCAAUGUAAAAUGUAAAAGCCUUCAUGCAUUUUGCCUUUUCAAACAUAACGUAAUCACCCCUAUCUUAAUAGUCAUGCCAAUGUAUAUAAUGUAUGCAAUAAUAAUAAAUAAUAAAUGCAGUUA
This is a messenger RNA of Corythoichthys intestinalis (scribbled pipefish), 3590 nucleotides long. It is a transcript of the gene kifbp, whose product is annotated as kinesin family binding protein. Gene Ontology annotation, molecular function: protein binding. The record is from RefSeq and is a predicted model, not a curated record. NCBI's taxonomy places the organism in Eukaryota, Metazoa, Chordata, Actinopteri, Syngnathiformes, Syngnathidae. Gene Ontology annotation, biological process: neuron projection maintenance; microtubule cytoskeleton organization; central nervous system projection neuron axonogenesis. The coding region runs from base 247 to 2160 and encodes 637 amino acids. The transcript is spliced from 13 exons.